AUGGCUACUGGCGAAUGUCCUAUUAAGAAGGCAAACGUUGGAGGUGGAGGAACCCGAAACAAUGACUGGUGGCCUGAUGAGUUGAAGCUCAACAUUCUCCGCCAGCACACAGCUGCUACCAACCCGUACAAGGAUUUCGACUAUGCAGCUGCCUUCAAGACCCUCGACUACAAUGGCUUGAAGAAGGACCUGACGGCAUUGAUGACCGACUCACAAGAGUGGUGGCCCGCUGACUUUGGCCACUACGGUGGUCUUUUCAUCCGAAUGGCAUGGCACAGCGCUGGCAAGUCAACUUUCCCGGGGUGGCAAUGGCUUGCCCGAAGCUCUAGAACAUUUCUACGAAAACACACUUCUUGUAUUGAAUCAUCACUAACUAUUGAUAUCUAUAGCUGGCCCGAUAACGUAUCUCUCGACAAGGCUCGCCGCCUGCUAUGGCCGAUCAAGCAGAAGUACGGCAACAAGAUUUCCUGGGCUGAUCUCUUACUCCUCACUGGCAAUGUUGCAAUCGAGUCUAUGGGCCUCCCCACCUUUGGAUUUGCUGGCGGCCGUGCCGAUCAGUGGGAAGCCGAAGAAUCUGUAUAUUGGGGUGGCGAGACAACAUGGCUGGGUAACGACGUUCGUUAUUCGGAGGGCAAUGAAGGUGUGAAGGGAUCUGGCGUAGUUGAUGGUGACCAGCACAAGAAAGACCACAGCGACAUCCAUUCACGCGAUUUGGAAGAGCCGCUGGCAGCUGCCCACAUGGGUCUGAUUUACGUGAACCCUGAGGGUCCUGAUGGAGUGCCUGAUCCUGUUGCUUCAGCUAGAGAUAUCCGCACCACUUUUGGACGCAUGGCCAUGAAUGACGAGGAAACCGUGGCGUUGAUUGCUGGCGGCCACUCAUUCGGUAAGACACACGGUGCAGGUCCUUCCGAAAAUGUAGGCAAGGAACCUCAAGCGGCUGGCCUCGAGAAACAGGGCCUCGGCUGGGAGAGCAAGUUCAAGUCUGGGAAAGGACCCGACACUAUUACUAGUGGUCUGGAAGUCAUCUGGACCAGUACACCUACGAAGUGGAGCAACAAGUAUCUCGAAUACCUCUACAAGUAUGAAUGGGAGUUGACCAAGAGUCCUGCUGGUGCAAAUCAAUGGACGGCCAAGGGUGCUGAUGCCAUCAUCCCCGAUGCCUUCGAUCCUAACAAGAAGCACUUGCCGACCAUGUUGACGAGCGAUCUUGCGCUGCGCUACGACCCAGCUUACGAGAAGGUCUCCCGUAACUUCCUCGAGAACCCAGAUAAGCUUGCGGACGCUUUCACCCGUGCUUGGUUCAAGCUGUUGCAUCGUGACAUGGGUCCACGAUCUCGCUGGCUCGGUCCGGAAAUCCCAUCUGAGGUACUAAUUUGGGAGGAUCCUGUUCCAGCUGCUAGUCACCCACUGAUCGAUGACAACGAUGUUGCUGCUCUCAAGAAAGAGAUCCUGGCAACUGGUGUUGCACCAACUAAAUUCAUCUCUACUGCCUGGGCGUCAGCUUCUACUUUCCGCGGGGGUGAUAAGCGUGGAGGCGCCAAUGGUGCUCGCAUCCGCCUUGCUCCCCAGAAAGACUGGAAGGUCAAUAACCCAAAGCAACUGAGCGAAGUGCUGAGCGCUCUGGAAGGUGUCCAGAAGAAGUUCCAGUCUGGUUCAAAGAAGGUUUCGCUGGCCGAUCUCAUCGUCCUAGCAGGAUCCGCCGCCUUGGAGAAGGCUUCGGGUGUUGCCGUCCCUUUCGCACCAGGCCGCACGGAUGCCACACAGGAGCAAACCGAUGCUGAGUCUUUCAAGCAUCUCGAGCCAUAUGCCGAUGGAUUCCGCAACUAUGGCAAGUCGACAUCACGCGUUCGCGCCGAACAAUUCCUCGUUGACCGUGCGCACCUACUUACACUUACUGCUCCUGAAUUGACGGUCCUGGUCGGCGGUCUGCGUGCUCUUAACGCCAACUACGAUGGAUCUUCCUAUGGAAUUCUCACCAAGCGUCCCGGUAAGCUCACCAACGACUUCUUCGUUAACCUAUUAGACCCAAAUACCGCAUGGAAGACAACCGACAACGAAACCUACGAGGGUACCGACCGCAAGACUGGUGAAAAGAAGUGGACCGCCACCCGCGCCGAUCUCGUGUUCGGCUCUCACGCCGAGUUGCGCGCUCUGUCUGAAGUUUACGGCAGCGCGGACGCACAGGAGAAGUUUGCGAAGGACUUUGUGGCUGCUUGGGACAAGGUCAUGAGCCUUGAUCGAUUUGAUUUAGCCUCCUCCUCGCCUCAGGGAAAAGCUCGUCUUUGA
Molecule: messenger RNA, 2286 nt
Organism: Lachnellula hyalina
Lineage: Eukaryota; Fungi; Ascomycota; Leotiomycetes; Helotiales; Lachnaceae
Gene: katG
Product: Catalase-peroxidase
Exons: 3
Coding region: 1-2286 (761 amino acids)
Biological process (GO): hydrogen peroxide catabolic process; cellular response to hydrogen peroxide
Cellular component (GO): cytosol
Molecular function (GO): heme binding; catalase activity
Source: RefSeq, a predicted model, not a curated record